AUGCGUUGCGCGGCGAGGGGGGGCGGGGGCGGGGGCGGGGGCGCCAGGGAAAAGCUCCAUGUGACCCUCUCGGCGGAGCUCGGCAGCUGCUCCGGGAGCCCCAGUCUCUCACCGCCCCAACCGGGCGCCCCGGAGCACCGCGCCGCGCCGCGCCGAGGGGAGAGCCCGCGCCCGGCGCUUGAAAAGGCGGCGCGCACCGCCGGCGCGUCACUCUGCGGGCGGAGAUCACGCCGGCGCGGCGCGGCGCGGCGCGGGCGCUGCCCUGCCCUGCCCUCGCGUCCCGCCGCGCUCCUCUCGCUGUCACUGCGCCGCCCCGGCCAGCGCGGGCGCCUGGCGAGCGCCGCGGCGGCUCCCCGGGGCAGCGCGAUGCAACCCAGCCGCGCUCCGCCGGCGCCCAACGUCACCGCGGAGAGCAGCAUCCCGGCCGGCCUGCGCCUGGGUCCCGUGUCCGGCACCUUCAAACUGGGCAAGUACCUGUCCGAUCGCAGGGAGCCGGGACCCAAGAAAAAGGUGCGGAUGGUGAGAGGGGAACUGGUGGACGAAGCCGGAGGCUCCGCUGUGGAGUGGAUAGGGUUAAUCCGGGCUGCCAGACACUCCCAAGAACAGACCUUGGAAGCUAUUGCAGAUCUGCCGGGCGGACAGAUCUUCUACCGGGCGCUGAGAGAUGUCCAGCCGGGCGAGGAGCUGACCGUGUGGUAUUCCAACUCCUUGGCGCAGUGGUUUGACAUCCCCACCACGGCGACGCCGACGCACGACGAGAAAGGCGAGGAGCGCUACAUCUGCUGGUACUGCUGGCGAACCUUCAAGUACCCCAACAGCCUCAAGGCGCACGUCCACUUCCACUGCGUGCUGAACCACGGCCGGGGCUUCCUGGGGCCGCCCGAGCAUGGCAGGCCGGCGGAACUGUUCAGCCUGGCCCUGAAGCCCGCAGCCACGCCGGCGCCCUUGAGGUCCAGCUGCCCCGGCGGCGCCCGGGAGGGCGUGAAGCGCGAGUCUCUGGGCUCGCCGCCCUUGCCCAAGGCGGGCGCCGGCGGGCGCAAGGCGGCCAGGGAGGAGCAGGAGCGCGCCCUGGACAUGAGCGUCGGCGCGGGGCGCGCCCCGGGACAGUUCCUGGGGCUGCUGGGCAGCGCCUCCGCCGGCAGCAACGGCUUCUCUUUCUACCCCGGGGCGAGGUCGGCCUUCAAGCCCACCGGCUUGGCGAAGGCGAGCCAGGCGGACUGCCCUGCCUUCCGGGAAGAGGGCAAAGGCAGCGGCUUCAGCAAGCUGCUGCUGGGGAGUCUCAAGCCCAGCCGUCCCGGGAGCGAAGGGCCGCUGGGCGCGGCGCCCCCUUCGGCUGCGGCGGCGGCGGCAGCGGCGGCGGCAGCGGCGGGCCUGGCCUACUCCGGGGGCGUCCGCGGCUUCCCGCUGCUUUCGCACUUCGAGGAGACGUCCGCCUUCAAGCACGUGGAGCGGGGCCUCCACGCCAGCCUCUCGCCUCCCGCCGGCCGCUACCCGCCGCUCGCCAGCAGCGGCGCCGCCGCCGGGCUGGAGCGCUUCUCCGCCCUGCCGCCCUUCGAAGGGCUCAAGCCCUACGCCGCCGCCGCCGCCGCCGGGGAAUGUAACCUGCCGCCGUUCAUGCCUUUCACCGUCUACAACGGCGAGCUGCUCUACAGCGCCCCCUACUACCCGCUCAAGCUGCACUUCGGCAACCUCUUCAAGUACCCGGACUCGGUGUCGUACUUCAGCGGGGCGGCCGCGGCAGCUGCGGCGGCGGCGGCGGCGGCGGCUGGGCUCAACCCGGCCGAGCUCGGCUCGCUGGCCAGCAUCGACCGCGAGAUCGCCAUGCACACGCAGCAGCUGUCGGAGAUCGCGGCCGCCGAGAAGAGCCGCAGCCGCCUGGAGAGUCUGCAGCCGGCCCCGGCGGGUGCGGCCGGUGGCAAGCCCAAGACCGGCCACCUGUGCCUGUACUGCGGCAAGCUGUACUCGCGCAAGUACGGCCUGAAGAUCCACAUGCGGACUCACACCGGCUACAAGCCGCUCAAAUGCAAGGUCUGCCUGCGGCCCUUCGGCGACCCCAGCAACCUCAACAAGCACAUCCGCCUGCACGCUGAAGGCAACACUCCCUAUCGGUGCGAGUUCUGCGGCAAAGUGCUGGUCAGGCGCAGGGACCUGGAGAGGCACGUCAAGUCCCGGCACCCGGGCCAGAGCCUGCCCAAAGGCGGCGGCGGCGGCGGCGGCAGCAGCGGGGAGGACCGGGGUGGCGCCCUCGCCGCCGCCGACGCCGCCGGCUACGCGCGCCAGGAGCUCCCGGAGCCAAAGACGGACAACGAGAGUGACGUCGACGUCUGUUUCACGGACGAUCAAAGCGACCAGGACACGGGCAGCAGCGGCGGCUGCAGAGCCGAGGAGCAGCAGUAA
Varanus komodoensis (Komodo dragon) is the source of this 2397-nucleotide messenger RNA. RefSeq names its product PR/SET domain 13 (gene PRDM13). The transcript has 5 exons. Gene Ontology annotation, cellular component: nucleus. Gene Ontology annotation, molecular function: protein binding. Lineage: Eukaryota; Metazoa; Chordata; Lepidosauria; Squamata; Varanidae. Bases 1 to 2397 code for a protein of 798 amino acids. The record is from RefSeq and is a predicted model, not a curated record.